This is a messenger RNA of Micropterus salmoides (largemouth bass), 1845 nucleotides long. RefSeq names its product piggyBac transposable element-derived protein 3-like. The transcript has a single exon. The coding region runs from base 1 to 1845 and encodes 614 amino acids. NCBI's taxonomy places the organism in Eukaryota, Metazoa, Chordata, Actinopteri, Centrarchiformes, Centrarchidae. The record is from RefSeq and is a predicted model, not a curated record.
AUGGACACCAAAACAUUUUAUGGUGCAAGGCCACGGAAUUUUCUGGCCCUUAUACCAGAAAAUCCUCAAGACUCUGACGUUGAUCUGUGUGAUGAUGGCGACAACCAAAUAGAGGAACCUGAUUAUCAGCCCACACAAGCAGGAGAUGAGGACAGUUCUUUUGAAUCCAUGGAUGAGGAGGAGGUUGCCUCAUCUUCUAAACAACCGAAGAGUAAGAAGAGGAGAAAAGGACAAAACAACCUAAGAGCAGUUUCCUUGGCAGAGCUAGAGGACACUGCUGACCCUAAAUCACCCUCAGGCCUAAACAGAGGCACUCAGAGAAUGUGGAAGUUUGAAGACAUUGAGGCAUUCCAGUUUCCUGAUUCAAGAUUUGAACUCCCUGAUGACGUAAAGACACCCUUCCAGUACUUCAAAACACUCUUCACUGACAAGAUGAUUCAACAUAUUGCUGAACAUACCAAUCUGUACUCUGCACAGGAGUUGGGCGAUCCAAUCAAAACUACCCCCGAAGAGAUUGAAGAUUUCCUGGCAGUACUACUUUUCAUGGGUGUUUUCAACUUCCCAGCCAUGGAUGACUACUGGCACCACCAGUCACGUUUCAGUGUGAUAGCUGAUAUCAUGUCAAGUAAGAGAUUCAAGCUGUUACGCCGGUUCAUUCAUUUUACUGACAAUCAGCAGGACAAUAACAGUCCGGACCGGUUUCAGAAAAUCCGCCCCCUUUUUGAGAUGCUUCGUGAGCAGUGUCUCCUGAUCCCAUCCACUUACAAGCACAGUGUGGGUGAAGUCAUGGUGGCAUAUAAAUGCACAAGGGCUGGUACUCUCGGCCAAUACAUUGCCAACAAGCCAGACAAGUGGGGCUUUAAAUUGUUCUGCCGGGCCAGUCCAUCUGGCAUCAUUCAUGACCUACUGCUCUAUCAAGGGGCAUCCACAUUUUUUAAUGUGGCCCUCAGUGAGGAGGAGCAGGUGCUGCCUCUAGGGGCCAAACUGGUGACAACCCUCAGCAAAACAAUAACACAGCCACGGCUUUCAGUUAUCUUCUGUGACAGCUACUUCACCAGUUUCGACUUGCUCCACAACCUGCAUGCAAACCUGGGUGUCAGGUGCAUUGGCGCUGUCCAACCAAACGGCAUGGGUGGAGCUACCAUGAUGACAGACAAACAGCUGAUGAAGGAAGGACGUGGAGCUCUUGACUACAGGUCUGCUGAAGGAGUGAUCGCAGUGAAAUGGUUUGACAACAAAUGUGUCAGCCUUCUUAGCAAUGCCUGUGGGAUCAUGCCUCUUUCAACUGUCAAACGGUGGAGCAAAGAUUCCCGCACAAAGAUUUCCGUCCCGUGCCCAUCACUCGUUACUGCCUACAAUCAGCAUAUGGGAGGCACUGAUCUUUCUGACAUGCUGGUACACCUGUACAAGACCCCAGUCAAGUCGAGGAGAUGGUACAUUCCCCUGUUUGGAUACAUCCUUGACCUGUGCAUCUCAAAUUCCUGGCUGGUCUACAAGAGGGACUGUGGCCUACUGAACGAGAAACCAAUGCCCCUCAAAAGGUUCCGUCUGGCAGUUGCCCACAGUUUGGUGCAAGUCAACAAACCACCAUCCAAAGUUGGCCGACCGUCACCUUCCUCUCCACCACUGAUGUCAUCUCAAAGGAAACACACUACCACAAAACCCUCACAACCACAACCAGAUGUGCGUUACGAUAACUGCGGACAUUUCCCACUUCACUGUGACAAGCGAGGGCGGUGCAACUUAUGUCCAAAGGGGGUGUCGAGAUGGAAGUGUCAGAAAUGCAAUGUUUUCCUGUGUUUGAAUGCCAACCAGAAUUGCUUCGCAGCAUACCACCAGAAAUAA